AUGCCUUCUCCUUCAUCUUCUUCCUCUUCUUCUUCAUAUAUUAAUCUCCGCAAAUGGGCAGAAUCAGACGCUGAGUUUGUCAGGUCACUAUCUUCAGUUAGCCUCAGUACUGAGAACCGGGCAUGUUGGCCGCCGGCGAGCCCAACAGUAAUAGACAGCUUCUCCUGUCGGCAACUCUAUCUCAGAAGCUAUGCCUUCUCCAAGAAAGAGCCGUUGCCAAAAAAAGCUAUAAAGUGUUUUGAAAAAUUCAAGAGAAAAGCCAUUGAUCACCUUCAUUGUUUUUCUGAUGACAUCAGUUAUGUCAGUGGAAAGGAGGAUAAGAAGAAGAUGAUUCUCAAAAAGAAGAAGAAGAAGAAGAAGAAGAAGGGGAGGUCAGUCUUCUUCUCUGUUCUUCAUCGUCUUCUCUCCUGUGGAGGUUGCUUUCAGGUUGUUGAUGGCGGGAGUAGCGCUGUGAUUCAUGUUUUGUAG
Phalaenopsis equestris is the source of this 468-nucleotide messenger RNA. RefSeq lists its product as uncharacterized. The coding region runs from base 1 to 468 and encodes 155 amino acids. The transcript has a single exon. Lineage: Eukaryota; Viridiplantae; Streptophyta; Magnoliopsida; Asparagales; Orchidaceae. The record is from RefSeq and is a predicted model, not a curated record.